AUGUGCAUGAAGAACUAUAUCUGGUGCUGGAAAAAGAAGCAGAUCUUCUAUCUUAUAUCCAUAGUCGUAAUACUAUCGCUGGUGAAACUCUCCGCGAAACUGAUUUCGUCGAAAGCGAUUCUUACUCCUAAUUUUCAUUUUGAAAAGCGAAAAACUCACUCAUGUAUUGUGCGAGAAUGUACAUUGGAAGAAAAGCAUCAGCAUGGAACAUUGUUUUCGUCGUUUCAACCGGUAUGGUCAGGUUGUUAUGGUGAUUUCUACUUAAUGGCGUUUGACAACUCUCAUUCAUCGAAAUAUACUCUCCUAGACGUUGGCGCAAAUAAAGCUUAUGCAGUUGCGACAUGGUUAGCAUUUUUUCUUCCGAAAUUGAAUAUCAACCAGGCUGUUUUAUACGACUUUCUCCUGCGAAAUCCAGCAUUAACUGAAGCCUGCGGUUCAUGCAAUGAUUGCAAAGAUGUGCCAUUUAAACGACGAAAUACUAAACAAAAUGUGACGUUAAAUAUUCAUGCGUUCGAACCUCAACCAGGUACAGUCGAAGCUCUGAAAAGCGUUCAAAAUUGGAUGAAUAUCAGUGCAAAACACAAUUCUACAUUGAAUACCCAUGGUAUGGCAGUCAGCAAUUAUGUCGGCAAAGUUUUAUUUAAAAAAUGUAAUACUGGCAAUGAAGUGUGCAGCCUAGACGUAUCGCACACUUCUCCUGAUCAACAAGUCGAGAUCGAUGCAGUAACAUUAGAUCAUUUUGCUGAUAAAUACAACUUGUCAGUGAUAGAUAUAAUUAAAAUCGAUACCGAAGGGUACGAACCAUUGGUUUUUCAAGGAGCUCAACGUUUACUACAACAACAUCGCAUUCGAUUAUUUAUUUUCGAACAUUUGAAAAAAGCUGCGUGGCUGAAUACAACACUACAAAUGGAAACAUCCAAAUUUACCCAGUUAGGCUACGUUUGUUAUAUCAUAGGCAAAACCGGUGUCAUACGUAUUAGCGAGUGUUGGAAUGAUAAAUUCGACGUUCAACACAGUAAUAUUCUGUGUGUUUCAUCAAAAGACACGGACUUAUGGAAUAGUAUCGAUCAAAUGAGAUUGAAUUCGACACUACCGGCCGCAUGCAAUAAACACUAG
Messenger RNA from Adineta ricciae, 1116 nucleotides. Lineage: Eukaryota; Metazoa; Rotifera; Eurotatoria; Adinetida; Adinetidae. The record is from the annotation of a GenBank genome assembly.